Emiliania huxleyi CCMP1516 is the source of this 1142-nucleotide messenger RNA. RefSeq lists its product as hypothetical. Gene Ontology annotation, molecular function: glutathione gamma-glutamylcysteinyltransferase activity; metal ion binding. Gene Ontology annotation, biological process: detoxification of copper ion; response to metal ion; cellular detoxification of cadmium ion. The transcript has a single exon. NCBI's taxonomy places the organism in Eukaryota, Haptophyta, Isochrysidales, Noelaerhabdaceae. The coding region runs from base 6 to 713 and encodes 235 amino acids. The record is from RefSeq and is a predicted model, not a curated record.
GCGCCAUGCAGGCCCUGUCCCGUGUGGGCAGCCUCGCGCGCCGCGUCCGCGCAUCGCACGUCGCCGCCGCCCCUUCAAAGUGCGACGGCUGCGCGCAGCGGCGCAGCGACGUCGGGCAGGGGCCUUCCGACGCCGUCGACCCGCUGGCGCGCCGCUCGUUCUACCAGCGCGAGCUGCCCGAGCGGCUGGUCUCCUUCUCGUCGCGGGAGGGGAAGCGGCGCUUCCUCGAGGCGGUGGGCGGCGGCACCGCCGAGGGCUACUUCCCCCUCUCGGAGCAGUUCAUCACGCAGGGCGAGCCGGCGUUCUGCGGGCCGUCGUGUCUCGCCAUGGUGCUCAACGCGCUGCGCAUCGACCCGAACACGACGUGGAAGGGCGGGUGGCGGUGGUACGACGAGCACACCCUCGCCGCGAGCUGCUGCAAGCCGCUCCACGCCAUCACCGCCGAGGGCAUCACCCUGGACGAGUUUGCGGCGCUCGGCCGCUGCCAGGGCGCGCGGGUCGAGGUGCGGCCUCAGAAGAGCGGCAGAACAGAGAAAGCGGUGGGGGCAGCAGCAGGAGUAGCGGCAGCAGCGGUGGGGGCAGCAGCAGCAGUAGCGGCAGCAGAAGUCGCAGCAGGAGCAGCAGCAGCAGCAGCAGCGGUGGGGGCAGCAGCAGCAACAGCAGCGGCACAACAGAGAAAGCGGGUCCGGGGGUGGCCGCAUCGUCCCGUCUGAUUGCGCACACACACGCAUGUGUAUGCCCGGCGAGGACGCCCACGGCGCGGACUGUCUCACAGCACCGCGCACCGCCGCCGCCGCCGCUUCCGAGACACCCCCGCUUCCGAGACACCCCCGCCCGCAUGCAUGCCCAGCAGCCGCUGCUGCACCGCCGCCGCCGCUAGACACCCCUGCAUGCAUGCAUGCCCAGCCGCUGCUGCACCGCCGCCGCCGCUAGACACCCCUGCCUGCAUGCAUGCCCAGCCGCUGCGCGACCUGCCCGUGCAGUCCCUGGACGCUCUGCCACGGCACACCUUGCCCGCAGCCCUCAGACUGCUCGCCGGUGGGCCGCCCAGUACCACACCUCCAGAGUACCGAACCCGGUGUGCGGGCUCCGUGUGGGUUCAGGUACCGUGGCGGUGCGGUGGACAGCGUCCUGCUUCUCAC